GUGUUGCAGACAAUGGCCCUCCAGAACGACAUAUUUGAAUGGAGUCGCGACCAUCGCCUGCACCACAAGUACUCGGACACCGACGCCGACCCACACAACUCCAGUCGGGGUUUCUUUUUCUCACACAUGGGUUGGCUUUUAUGCAAAAAACAUCCCGACGUUAGGGAAAAGGGAAAGACUAUGGAUAUGUCAGACCUGGUUAACGACCCACUGGUCAAGUUUCAAAGAGCUUUUUACAUACCGCUGGUUAUAUUAAUAUGGGGAGCGGUUCCCACAUAUAUACCCUAUUAUCUAUGGGGUGAGUCCCUUUGGAAUGCCUGGUUUGUCUGUGUUAUGCUCCGGUACACCGUAACAGUCAAUUUAACUUGGUGUGUUAAUAGUGCUGCUCAUAUGUAUGGAAUGAAGCCAUACGAUGGUAGUAUAGAACCGGUUGAGGCGGAUAUGAGACACUAUUUAAUAGGCGAAGGCUUUCAUAAUUAUCACCAUACAUUCCCCUGGGAUUACUCGGCCUCUGAGUUGGGUUGGAUGGAUGCCUUCAAUCCUGCGACGGCUUUCAUCGACGCGUUUGCGUCCAUUGGAUGGGCUUAUGAUCUGAAGAAAGCAUCGGAUGAUAUGGUGAAGAAGCGACAGACCAGAUGUGGUGACGUUCACUACAAACAUAAAUCUCGGUUUAUGGAGCACUUGACCGGCUCAUUCGUGUUGACAUUUCCCGUAUGGUCUCUAUUCCUAAUCAGAAUGAAUGUAUGGCUUAUACCAGUAGUAGUGGUCAUGUUAUUACUUGUGGGGAACCAACCGAACGGCUUCUCUCGCAAACAGAAAGUUAAAUAAAUUUACCAAAAGUUAAUGUAUUUGAAAAUAUAUUUUUCUAUGAUAUUCCUAAAUAAGAU
Oppiella nova is the source of this 887-nucleotide messenger RNA. NCBI's taxonomy places the organism in Eukaryota, Metazoa, Arthropoda, Arachnida, Sarcoptiformes, Oppiidae. The record is from the annotation of a GenBank genome assembly.